Molecule: messenger RNA, 4992 nt
Organism: Capronia epimyces CBS 606.96
Lineage: Eukaryota; Fungi; Ascomycota; Eurotiomycetes; Chaetothyriales; Herpotrichiellaceae
Exons: 3
Coding region: 1-4992 (1663 amino acids)
Biological process (GO): positive regulation of transcription by RNA polymerase II
Cellular component (GO): nucleus
Molecular function (GO): transcription factor binding
Source: RefSeq, a predicted model, not a curated record
AUGUCUGGGAGCGCUGGCGUUUCGCGGCAACGGUCCGUCUCGAACAAAUUGAGAGGAGCGAUGGCCCCGUCGGGCUCCAAAGCGAAGUCGCGCGCCGAAAACAUGCCAUUCGAACCUUGUGCUUCGACGGCUUCUCUCCUCCUCUUCGCCCAAGGCUCAACCGUUGUAUGUCUCCACCAUGACACCUUAACGGUCGAGAGACGGUUCGAGAAACAUUCCAAGGACAUCGAGUUGAUAGCGGCCGAUAGCGUCAGCGAGACCGGUGCUGGAAAGCUAGUCGUUAGCUACGACGUAGGACAAACCGCCAUAGUCUGGGACCUGUCCAGUGGCGAGCAAUUGUCACGGUUUGUGUCAUACGAGUCUCUGAGAGUGGCCCAUUGGAUGAGAAAUGGAAACGUCGCCUUUGGCAAUGCAAAGGGAGAGGUCAUCCUGUUCGAGCCGGCAACGAGUGAUCACAUUUCGGCGCGAACCAUCUUCGACCCUAUUACGGCGAUAGCCCCUUCAUCGGAUUGUAAAACUUAUGCCAUCGGGUACAACAACGGCUCCAUUUUACUCGCAGCCUUACAGCCCUCCUUUACCAUCUUACACACAUUGACUACCUCUCGUGCUCCGUCCCCAAUUGCCUCCUUGACAUGGCACGCCUCGUCCUCGAAGCAGAGAUCAGACAUGCUUGCGACGCAAACCGCGGAUGGAGACCUAAGGGUCUGGAGUGUCUCCAAACCCCCAACCGCUGAAGCCCCACGAGUGAUUCGCGCCAUGAAAGGUUCUGAUGGCUAUGUGCCGGGCCGAAACUGGAUAUCAUGGUCCAAGAAUGGGCGUAUCGUGCAGUUUUCCGAUGGGAAGACUUUCUCUUACGAUGUCCGAACAAAGCAUGUUACUGCCGACCCCAUCCCCACGGUUGAUGGAGUGAGAGCCGUUGCUGCUCACGGUCCGACCGGCAAACUGUUCACCCUGGGGCCCGACUAUACUGUGCAGCAGUACGAUGUGGAAAGAGCUUUGAUGGUGGCAAACGUUCGCCUCAUGCCAAUUACCAUUCCUCCCACCCCGCCGGAAGAUGGCAGAGGCCCAAUGUGGGCUACCUCUGAGAGCGAAGAGGAGUUGGCAUCUCCUCCUGCGCGCGCCCGUCGAGACCUUCGUGCUAACGAAGUUGGCAAGUACGAUCGGAAUAACGUCCGCGUUCCAAGCCCUCAAUCGACCGCGGGAUCCCAAAAUGCAGGCUUCAAGCACGAAGGCAGCGAUAUGAUCUCACCAGCUGGGAGAACUGAAUACACGACAACAAGCAUCGACACUGGAAUACAAUCUCAGCUGGCCCCGAAUCAACCUGGACAACUUUCCAACAAAGCUUAUUGGCAGCAAUCCCCGAUCACCGCCAAGUCUACCAGAAAGGGCUCUCGUCUCCGACAAGAGGUUGUCAUGAGCCCAGAAGAUCAACCGGUCGAGGACCUCUUCCCUUUCACCAGGGCUCGCUUACACGAUGUCCCAUACCGACAGCCGAGGUUAAUGGACGAAUCUCUCCUAACACCGCGGGAUCUACGAAUGCAGAUGCUCAAGGUCGUCUUUGGUUGGGAGGAGGAUAUCCAGGACCUCGUGCGAGACGAGUUGAGUCGCCACCCGAACGAGAGCCAGAACGCCAUCUUUUUGGCCAAGUGGCUUGAUGAAGACCCAGACUACCUCGCAGAGAUCUUGGGCUCAACGGGUCUGACAUCAAACCUUGACUGGAUGUUGUUUUCAUUAGGCACCAUCAGCAACCAGGUGGAGGCGAAGAAAUUCACUCAGGUUUUCAUUGAGAAGUUGCUGAGUAAGGGCGACAUUCACGCCGCAGCUACCCUACUGCUUGCCCUUGGCGAUCGGAGUGAUGCCAUUGAAGUAUAUGUCACGAGGAAUCAAUAUAUGGAAGCGGUGCUGCUGACCUGUCUGGUUACCCCGGAUGACUGGCAGCGUCAGUCGUACUUGGUGCGGCGAUGGGGUGAACAUGUGGUCGAGAAUUCGCAACAGUCGCUUGCUAUACGGUGCUUCUCAUGUACAGGAGCCGAGCUGUCUGAUCCCUGGGCAUCCCCGCUGCAACCAGUCACGAGUCCUACAAUGCCUCAAGUGGAAUCUCUGGAGCACAUGCAGUACCCAGCCAUCUACCAUAAAACACUGGAAAGACGACGAACGCUGGAUGCCCCGACCCCAGUGGCUAUGCCGCCUCCGCCUUUGUUGCCAACAGCGCCGACACCGCCGACACCAUAUAGAACUGCUGCUACUCAGGGGACUCGCAUCACUCCCCAGACGUCAGCUCUCAAACUCAUCACUUCCUUUGGAUCCCAAGCCAACAAUACAUUCAAAUUCCCGGGGCUGAAACCUGAUGACCGCACCCCUACCGUUGGUGUAGCAGUCACCCCUAUUGCAGAGUCCGCUAUUGAUCGAUCCGCCUUGUCGCCGGGAGGCCUCGGCUCGUAUCGUCUGAACAAUAUUCGGAGCAUCAACAGCGCUCUUUCAGGCAAGACGGCAACCCCAGGUGGCUUUCAACCAAGCAGGCUGCCAUCUAUUGGUGAGACCCCGAUUGAUGUUGAAGCUCCCCAAUUUCCCAAUUCAGUUCCUCCACGGUCUGUCUCCGUGCCUGCGGAGUUGACAGCAGGCAAAACGAACGACAAGGAGGGGCUGGUAGCUUCCGGCAACCACCCCAGCCAGACGGGAAAGCAGGCGCCGAUGUUGCUCACCUCCGCGCGCUACGAACCGCUUACUACUCCAAUAAGAGAGACGCCUCAGACGGCCCUCGGACCACAGACGGCAGUCAGAUUCCCUGAAUCCAGCUCACAUGUGACAGUUCACGAUGCGGGUGAGAUGGACGUCUCGCGCGGGAGGACGGGAUCAAAGAAUCGUAAACCUGACGGGCUUUCAAUCCAGACCUCAGUACACGAAGCCAAGCCUGGGCAGGAAUAUCUCCCUGCUACCAGCUUCGCCGAGUCAAUAGGCAGACCAACGACAACCGGUUCUUAUUCUAAUACCCAGCUCGAUACCUCAAUCGAUACGACAAGUGCACCAACUACGGGUCAGAGCCAGCGUAUCAUGAAGAGUCCCAUGGUCACAGCUCGAAGCACGGAUCCGUUCAUCAGCAGCCUUGAACAGGCUCAAUAUUUUGGAAAACAUUCUCGUGCCCGUGGAUACAGCAGUACCAGCAAGAAUUCAAGAGACGAACACUCAGAGAGGAAAAAGAGCAGCGGGGCGACCAAUGCGGACGACGGUAGGGGAAGGGAUACUCGACGUAUUAUUCCGCCAGCCAAGCGUUCUCCUUCUUCACCCAUCCCGAUGUCGCCUGAAGAUGUCCGAAUGUACAGUACCAGCGUGGAAAGCUUCGAGUCGAUGUAUAGCUCCAACAUGUCGAGCAUAGAUCCAAGCUCAACACCUGUCAGCCUCUCUAAGCUGAGCCGGCGUGGCUCUCAAUCCACAGCUAAGGGCACGAAGCAUCGUCACAGAUCCCACUCAAGAUACACUGGCACCAGGGGCAAAACAGGGAGCCUUGGGACAAGCCGGCAGCCUAGUCCAGAUGUUGCUGUGAUCUCACCGAGAGGCCGAAGUUCCUCUCGUAGGGACAAUCCUGGGCAUCGAUCUCCAUCCUCCCCACGACCAAUGAUCCCUUCUGAGGAAGACCGAAGGAGCCGUUUCGACAAAGAUUCUUCCAUGAGGCUUGUCUCUAUGGACCGUCAUCGAUUGCAGCGAAGUACCAGUCGACAACCUGAGCGUGGUACGAGUGCCAGACGAGAUCCCUCUCCCGACCGCCGAAGGGGCGGGACUCGGUCGCGCAGUCGACAGGCAGACGAGACAUCGCUUCACAGAAGAACAAGCCGUAGUGAAGGCAAGAGACGCCGUCGUCGCCCGAGCGACGUGGUAGACGAGCGGAGUACCCGAAUUGAUGGUCAGCUGGCCGACACACCAAGUCAAGAGGAUGUCGGGUCUAGUGGCCAGCCCCAAUCCUCGACUUACCGGGGCCGGAGAGAGACUGCAGCUGAACAGCUAGAGGCCCGCCGACAAUCAUUAGCCCGUCGACCCUCUGCACCAACUGUUCUCCUUCCUAGUCAGCUCAGUGGGCACACCAAGUCGGCUUCGACGGGCGAUGUCCCACCCCUUACAAGAGCUUACACGGAUGAUGCAACAAGUAUCAAAUCCUCCGCUCUUGAGCCACAGGUCGGCGCCGAAAUGUUAGGAUUGGUUGCUGCAAAAAAUCGGUCAGGAACGCCGAGAAGCACGCAGAAGAUAGAUGCAAUCCCCGUCGGAGAGAUACCGGCCGUAAUUGGCACGACCGAGCUGCUGACGAGCGACGUGUAUCGACCACCAACGCGAGAUGAGCCCAGCAGACCCGGCUCUGCCCGUGCUCCUGCGUCGUUGGAGUUCUUGUCUCAGAUUCCUAAGCAUCCUGCUUACGACAGCCGUAUAGGCAACAGCAGGUCAAGCAGCAAGGGUGCUGAUGGACGAGGAUCAUCUCGAAGCCGUGGAACCUCCCGCGACCGGACACGCAUUUCACCACGAGAGGCACCGCCUAUGUCAGUGGGCCCUGCUGAAGGAGCACUCUACGCCGGUUCACCACCGCAGCAGCACCCGCCUAUCCUACCGGAACUACAGCACUUGGCCGCUCCACCUCCGCCUCCGCCUCCUCCCAAGGUGGCCAGGCCUCUCGAGGGUCUGAACUUGUCGAAUCUGCGUGUGUUCGAUAGUAGUGCUGUUGACAUUCCUCUUCCAAUGUCUGCGGGCCCUGAAGCCAUCCCUGAUGCGCUUAAUAGUGGACUCUCGCUUUCUGCAAUCUCGAUGUCUACAGGCCACCGACGAGGACGGUCUGGCAACGAAGCCACUAGUGGUCCUUCCACUCAACUGUUGGACAAGAUCAGAAACUUCGCUGGCCGGGUGCGUAGCCCGUCCAGAGGGCGUAGAGGCGAUGACAAUCAAGCAAUGAGUCCCAGGUCCAACACUGAGCGCAUUGCACCAUACGAAAGUAUUCCGUCUGGCACGACGUGA